Rhipicephalus microplus (southern cattle tick) is the source of this 3868-nucleotide messenger RNA. RefSeq lists its product as uncharacterized. The record is from RefSeq and is a predicted model, not a curated record. NCBI's taxonomy places the organism in Eukaryota, Metazoa, Arthropoda, Arachnida, Ixodida, Ixodidae. Gene Ontology annotation, molecular function: protein binding.
AAGUCGCUGACGUAGAGUCAUCGCGAGACGGCAAUAAGACGUCCCGAGUCUUAGCAGGUCUUCGGGCAUACUUCCGAGACAGCCUGCAGGGUGUGCAAGGGUUACGUUAGUUCCAGUCUGCGGGACAUGUGCGCGAUACGCACGUCGACUCUGUGAGUGCGUGAUUGCAACCCUCGUCCGGCCACGAAGCCCUGAAGAAGCGGGACUAUGUUGCCGUUCGAAACCAACAAAAUGAUGUGUCUCGUAUCCACGGCGUGUCUUUUAGCAGCCGUCCAGCUGACACGUGCUGCGUCUUGUCCGGAACCUUCGAGUGUCGACGUGGUCGACGUCGGCAGCGACUUUGUCACGUUCAGAUGGAAUGCGACGGAGCACCUUCCGAGCCCCCUGCACUGCGCGUGUGGCUUUCCGGGUGUCUACGCGAACGUCUGUUCGGCGGACGCCAAUUCUUCGGACUGCAGCGAAGGCGUCACGGGUCUCACCACCACUCAGCUGAACCUGAGGCCCGGCUACACCCACACGGUCUGCGUGCAGACGCAGUGCUCGCCGACCAAUUUUUCAUCGCCGGUUUGCAGGACUGUCCGCACCUUGGCUUCAGAACCUGCGAAAAAAGUCCCCCACCUAGAAGUUUCAGCGGGUGGUACCAAGAAAUUGGAAGCCUUUUGGACGAACAUUCGCGACGCUGGUGACAGUAACGAAGACGUUGUGAAGCACUAUGAGGUGUCGUGGUGGAAGCGCGGACCCCGCCAGGACAGCGCGCCCGCCGAGGGCAAGACUACCGCACUCACCAACGGAUCCUCUAUAACAGUGGACCAGCUGAAGCCCCACACCACUUACGCCGUCCAGGUUGUCGCGGUCUGGCAAAGCGGCAACACCACGGUGCGACGCCCGUCGAAGAUCGCUACAACUACGACCUAUCCAGAAGGCCUCGUACGCGUGUCUGACGUCACCCUCUCGACCACCAAUCGAAAGCCUUCUCUGUGCGACGUGUCCGCCAAAUGGACUGUGACGGCCCCAGACCCGGAGGCAGUCGAACACCACGAAUACCGAGUCACUCUAUGCGUGGGUUCUCAAGCACUCGCUGACGAAGGCUGCCUCAACACGAUGGUCCAGGGCGGUCGCACAAAAGUGACCUUCCCUGGAGUGCGAAAUUUCGCCACUCUUUUUGCCUCUGUGCGACCGGUUUUUAAAAUUCCGGGUAAUGAAUUCGAAGGCGAAGCCAGUGUGACACUAGGUACGAGUUGGACACCUGAGCUUCCGAGAGUCGAAGAUCUGGUCGUCAGCGAGGUGACUGGCAAAUCAGCUCGCGUUUCCUGGUCGAAGCUGGCAGAGCUCGACGGCGUCGCCGGUGCUCACUACCGCGUUGGGCUGAGCGCGAACGAAAAUCGAAGGCCUGCAGAGGACGCUGGGACAAACGUCGUCGAAGAACAGCUACUGGAUGCCGGUGAGGGUGUCCUGGAACAGUACGUGGUGCGAGAAGUCCCUGCGAGUAAUGGCGGCUUGGACCUUGUAGACUUGAAGCCGUGGACGAAUUACGCGGUCACCGUCACGCCAGGAGUCACAGCGAUCGGAGUCGCUGCAGUGGGUGAGAGCGCUAACACAGCCUUCGAAACGCCAGCCGAACCCCCGAGCAAACCCCGGAGCGUGUCCGUUGUGGAACGCGAAGGCACUCGCUACCUGACCUGGCUCCCUCCGGAAUCGUGGAACGGACCCCGGACCGGCUACGAAGUCAGUGUCGCCUGCGUCGAGGAUAACGUCAGGACCAGCAGACCCAGCGUAGUGCUGAGCCCCGAGGCGACGGAACUCGUGGCUCCCAGCGUCAGCCCGACCAAGUCUUGCACUUUGGGCGUCCGUGCUUUCAACGUCUACCGCGGGGAGUCCCUAGACGGAGACGUUGUAUGGGUCCGCCUCACACCUACCAGGAGUGAGGACGUGGCGGUGACUCUGCUGUCUUCGAAUGAAGCGUGAGCCCGUGGCAAUCUCCGUUAGUGCGCCCAGCCAUCUUGAACGACCGAAGUGGCUGGACGAAUGUAAGGUUCAAUAAAACUGACGGGUAAACGACUUAAAGGAUCAUAACGUUGUGAUGGUCGCGUCUCGUUACACUUGAAAAAAGAAUGUGCACCACCGGGGGCAACUGUACGCACUGCGGUGUGAAGUGUGAGGCAGCGAGAAAGAUGGUAGCGUUCCCUACCUCUUUACCCACUUUUUACCCACACUCCCCUUUCCCACCUCUUAUAUACUAUAAUAUACUACGCCCAUUUCAACUUCUUACCUCCUCCUUUUCCUCCUACUCGCCUUCUAUUCUCUUCCCUACCCCUUGCUACACUGUACUGCAUACACUCUUUCCACCACGCACACCACAUCAUGAAUACGCUUUUCGUAGUCUGCUAGCCGCAUUUUUGUCGGUUAUGCUAGCAUGUCCAGCUUGUCAAUGUCCAUCUCAAUUAAAUAUUGGUGCAUAAAUUAGAAAUUGAGUAGAAAAACAGUUUACCUUUGAGCUGUUUCUUCGAGAAAACUUUAAAGAAGGAAGUAACUUAAAAUGCAGGAUAAGUCACUGUCUCACGUGGCAAUACUUCUCCCAAAGGUACACCACCGUGCCUCCACCACGUGGCGUUCCGACUGGCUGCGACAUAGCGGCGAGCUUUAGCGGGUAGAAAAAAAUGGUCGCGAGAAGCGAUCGAGCUUGCCGCCUUGUUUUCCUCCCGCUUUCGCCGCCUGGAGAGGAGGUUUUCCACGCGGUCCGCAUCGCCGCUUUGGCCGCGUCGCCUUCGGUAUGAACGAGCCUUUGUCCAUGUCACAGUCCGCGCUUCAAUUUCCUAAAAUGUGUUUUCACCAGCUAGCUCGUCUUUCAGCUUGACUUCAGUUGUACUAUACUGUACCACGGCCGGGCUAGACUGCACCUGUGCGCUCUUGGUGAAGUCUAGUCUGGCCAUAACUGUACGUGGUUAGGUAUGCUCUCUCUUCUUCCUCUGUUUUCAUGUUUCUUUUUUUUUCUUCGACUGACUGUGUCUCGAUCUGUCUCUUUCUCUCUCUGUUUCUCUCUCUUUCCGUACCUCUGUCUGCAACCAUUCUCUCGCCCAUCAGAGUUUUUGCAUCCCUCGCCGGACAAACUGGCGCACGUGUUAAAGCAGUGAAGCAGAAUAUGAAGCGGUAGAAGAUGAAGACGGCAACGAAGAGAGUGCGCGUGCCAAUUCAUAAUGAUGAUAGUCUUGAGUUCACACCACGAGGCAAUGUGGGUUACAAGUUGCGUCAGUUAAAUGGGACGCCGCGUCACCGACCCGCAGCCCAGGAAAAUGAACUUCAUGAAAGAGCAAAACCCUGCGCUCAUUUCCUAAUUGGUCGGAUGUUCUUCCAUCUCACUGUAUUUGACGUGGGAGUCAGCGCAGCCACAAGCGGCAGGUCGGUGCAAUAUUAUUCGAUGCGCUCUCUGAAGGGCCACGCGCAAAAAAAAAAAACAGAGUAAUCAAAUGCAUGUUAACAGGAAACUGGAAGCCUAUAUUUUACUUUUAUUCGCUCUUUGAUGUCUCUAAACGCGGAAACGCCCUCAUUAUUCGCACCCACCUGUGCUAUUGUCGCGUAAAGAAUAGAAAUAUGGCUCUUGCGUUGCGGAAAUGUUUAAGCCGGCCACUUCCUGUUUCUUCAUAAAAAGUACCGGAAAGUGUUUAGACUCUAUAUUAUAUAUUCAGUGCGGCAUCUUCCCGAUUCACCGCAGGCGUUCUACUUUAGCGCGUAAAGCGACUAACGUUUUCGUUACAUGAAUUAGAACUUCAACAUCGCAACAAUAUUAAACCCUCCCACUUUCCCGUCUCAUACUCUUUUCUCUUGUUCCUUAUAUUUGCUUGCUUUUUCGAAAUAAAACUUCAGUUGAUCA